Piliocolobus tephrosceles (Ugandan red Colobus) is the source of this 1942-nucleotide messenger RNA. It is a transcript of the gene FNDC9, whose product is annotated as fibronectin type III domain containing 9. The record is from RefSeq and is a predicted model, not a curated record. Lineage: Eukaryota; Metazoa; Chordata; Mammalia; Primates; Cercopithecidae. The coding region runs from base 2 to 676 and encodes 224 amino acids. Gene Ontology annotation, molecular function: protein binding. The transcript has a single exon.
GAUGAACAUCGAGGUGGGGAACAUUUCUUAUACAGGAGCCAUCAUCUCCUGGUCGUCCUCGGAGCCCUGCCUGGAGGACUAUUACCAUAUUAUGUAUAGGCCCAACUGGAACAGCAUCUUCUCUGGCUAUCUUCGCUACAGCUUCCACCACGAGGAGAAGGUGCCUCGAACGAUCAGCUCCGUAGUGCUCGAACAUCUCGCCCCUUCCACUCUCUACUUCCUGUGCAUCAGCUGUAAGAAGGCUGCCUUCCCUUACAGGCACUACUGCACCAUGUUCCACACCCUGGAUAAGAGUCCGCUGGCUCCUGGAAGCUCCCUGGUAGACCCCCAAAUCUCCCUUUGGGUGCUGAUGGCCAUUCUGCUGGCUUGCUUCACAGCUGUCUUGGCUUUCAUCUGCCUCCAGUUCUGGUGUGUCCGCUGCCAUGAGCCGCGAUGGUCUUACAGGGCUGGCCACAUGGAGGAGGCCAAUGGGUUGGUAAGAUGGCCAGAGGAGGCCCCGGAUCUUGGUCAGAGGGAGGAAGACCUGCAGGGGCUCCCCCUGGUGGAAGUGCCACGCAAGAACUCCAGAGAUGAAGCUGAACUGAAUCCUGAAGCCAACCAGGAUGCCCCUGAUGCGGAUGCCUUACAGAGGAGGGGUGGUGACCAACCCGCCAUACUGCCUCAUUGUGGGGAAUGAGUGUGGCGAGGAGACAGCCCGCAUCAUGUAGCCUAAAGCUUUCCAUACAGUAGGUCUUUUGUACAAACGUGUCUAUAGGCAACCCAUUUCUCUCCCAUCAAAUGUCAUUGCUAUUUUGGGUCCCCUGGGUUGGAUGAAUGCCCCAUGACAAAGCUUCUCAAGCUGGAAAAUGUAUCCCCCAGGGUAUGUCCCCCAGGGUAUGCCAAGGCACAAACAGGGUAUCUCUGCAGCAGUGUCCACUCGGAGGACACAGUUAAGAAUUGAAAUCUUUGUUUUAACAUUAAAACAAACAUGGAUAUGUUAUAAAGUAGAAAGCAAAAAUUUGCAUGACUUAAAUAAAACAGCACUUGAAGGAAAUGUUUGAGUUGCAAGUACACUCUAAGAGGUACACUUUUGGGCAAAGGUGGAUGUCUGGUUUCCUCUGCCCUUGAGGGGAUUACUUGGAAAAGUGUGAGAACUCUUGCUCUGGAGUGUUUUCCAACUUUUAGGCAAUCACACACCACCUGUCUCUAUUUUUUUAAAUCAUGGAUUAUCUUUACUAUUAUAAUACUUUUUCUCUCUUUAAAUUGACUCCUUUUUUAGGUGUAAACUUAUUUUCAAAGACAGCCUUAUUUUACUCCAUAAGUGAAAAGCCAGCACCCUCCUGCUACAAACAGAAGGGAAGAGACAUAAGAAUAAACAUCAUGAAAACAAGAUAAUAUUAAAUCUGACUUAGCUUCUAUUGCCUGCCAGUGACUCUGAGCUUAAUGUAACCUGCUUGCUUGUCUUUGAUAAAAAGGGAGAUCCAGUGUUGGAGAGGUAAUAAAGACAUAUUAGCACCAAUAUUUGUCUUUCUCCUUGAUAUAGCAUAAGGUUUGAAAGAGAAUCAAAAAGGAAAGUGCUGUUUUUACUUUAUGAGUCAGUGUUAGUUAAAUGCCAUGUCUGUGAACCACCUCAAAUGCUGUCAGUCAGCUUCCCUUGAUUUGAGAAAAUUGUCUUGACCAGACUAGGCGGGCUGCUCUGGAGAAGAUGCCUGCACUCUCCAAGCAUCAUCCUAAGACCUUCCCAGUGCCCUCUUAUAUCUACAGAGCACAAAAUCCCAGAAUCACAGGACGACACUGCAGUGAAUCAACUGAAAAACAGCAGGAGCUGAGAAGCCAAGACGAGAAGCCCCACAUCCCUAUUCCCUUGCCUACCUCAUGCAUUCCCUGCUCAGCACCCAGUUGUGGAGGUCUGCUUUUGCCCCCAUCCCUGCUACUUGUGAACAAAUAAAGAUUCAUAUACUCA